Molecule: messenger RNA, 2034 nt
Organism: Rhinichthys klamathensis goyatoka
Lineage: Eukaryota; Metazoa; Chordata; Actinopteri; Cypriniformes; Leuciscidae
Gene: mcoln3b
Product: mucolipin TRP cation channel 3b
Exons: 14
Coding region: 316-2016 (566 amino acids)
Cellular component (GO): plasma membrane; lysosomal membrane
Molecular function (GO): NAADP-sensitive calcium-release channel activity
Source: RefSeq, a predicted model, not a curated record
AUAAAAACGUUAUUCCGAGUAAGCAGCGUGAACUGUCUCCAAGCAUCCGGAAUCACAGACGGUUACUAUUGGUUACAGAGGCGGAGACUCGUGUGAUUGACAGACCGCACAGCCAAUCCUCACGUUGUUCAGCGGUAGCCCCGCCCCCUUCACCUGUUGACUCUCAGCACUGAGCGCGUCCGAAACACAACGCUGUUCAUUUCAGUCGAAAUUCACUUUAAUCCGAAUUGAUUUCAGAUUUUCAUCGACUUUAUGGAAGUUAGCUCAGAAUAAAGACAUAAAUGCGCUCAUCUCUCGCCGCUGGAGAACUAAUUGAUGCCAUUUCCAGCUGGUGUAAUUGACAUGGACGACUCCGGAGAGGCUUAUUUGUGCAUUAAUGAUCCCAACGGAAACUGGUCUGGAUCCCACGCUGUCCUGGAUCCGCUGGAGGAGGAGGAGGAGGAGGAGUUCAGGAGGAAGCUGAAGUAUUUCUUCAUGAACCCCUGUGACAAAUACACCGCGCGCGGGAGAAAGCCCUGGAAACUGAUCCUGCAGAUCCUGAAGAUCGCUGUGGUCACCAUACAGCUGGUGUCGUUUGGUCUCAGUAAUCAGAUGGUGGUUCAGUUUAAAGAGGAGAAUCUCAUGACGUUCAGACAUCUGUUCCUGAAGAACUUCAGCAGGAGCAGCGCGAACACGUACGCCGUUUACACCAAACACAACGUCUACACACACAUCGCUUACGUCGUGGAGCAGUUUCUAACGUUGCCAAGCAUAACGUUGGGCAACCAUGAAUAUGAGAAGAAAGGUGAGGUUUACACUCCUCUCAGCGUCUGCCAGCAGUUCUACCACAACGGCAGCCUCUCACCAGCCAACGAGAGCUUUCACAUCGACGCUCAUGUGGAUGAAGAGUGUUUGCUGAUUUAUCCACUGCAUCCCUUCUCAACCAUCACAGCAAACCCACUCAACUUUACUCUGCACUUUGAGAGGUUGUUGGCAGUGACUGUAAAAUUCACUCUGAAAUCCAUUAACCUGGAGACGGUUCAGUAUCACGAGCUUCCAGACUGUUACCUCUUCAACAUUAUGAUCACCUUUGACAACAAGCCCCACAGUGGGAGAAUCGGGAUUGACCUGGACAGCGAUGUGCAGAUCUAUGAAUGCAGAGACUGGACUGUGACUGGUGCAUCCCAGAGGGACAUGUACAUUAUGGUUCUGUUUGACAUAAUGGUCAUUCUGAUUCUCCUGCUGUCGCUGCUUCUCUGCAUGCGCUCGGUGAAAGCUGGAGUCCUGCUGCAGUUUGAAUACACAGCGUUCUUCUCCAGUCGUUACAGCAAACGCGUGUCCUUCUCCGACCGUAUGGAGUUCAUUAACGGCUGGUUUAUCCUCAUCAUCGUUAGUGAUGUUCUCACCAUCACAGGCUCUCUGCUGAAGAUCAUCAUCCAGCUACAGGCCAUGGCGAGUUAUGAUCUGUGCAGUAUCUUGCUGGGCACCGGCACCAUGUUCGUGUGGAUCGGGGCCUUACGCUACAUGGGAUACUUAAAAAAAUACAAUAUUCUCAUCAUCACUCUGCGAGCGGCGUUUCCCAACGUCAUCCGCUUCAGCUGCUGUGCCGCCAUGAUUUUCCUCGGCUACUGUUUCUGUGGGUGGAUCGUGCUGGGACCGUACCACACCAAGUUCCGGACGCUGAACGUGGUUUUCGAGAGCCUGUUUUCGCUCAUCAACGGCGACGACAUGUUCGCCACCUUUAAGAACAUGCAGCAGAAGAGUUACGUGGUGUGGCUCUUCAGCCGCCUGUAUCUCUACACGUUUGUGUCUCUGUUCAUCUACAUGGUGCUCAGUCUGUUCAUCACGCUCAUCACGGACACCUACGACACCAUGAAGCAUCAGCGAUCGGACGGAGAGCCCGUGUCAGAUCUUCAGGCGUUCAUCAUGCAGUGUAAAGACCCUCCAGAAUCGGGACGCUUCAGUGUGAACGAGACCAGAUUCCUGAUGGGCUGCUGCUCACACAGGACGUGCCGCUCCGAUGACGACACCGACUGACCGGGACUUCACAGCGAA